AUGAAGUCCGCAAUCCUCCUUGCCAUCACCCCUCUGCUUAGCCUCGGCACCUCCGCGGUCGUUCACAAGAACCGCAACCCCACACCGUCCUCCCUCAAGGCCCGCGACCAGGAGUGGUCCUUCAGCGUCUACCAAAGCAGCGUACGAUGCACGGGAGCACGCGAUCCGUACAGCGGUAGUGGCUCGCAGGGUUGCACCAAGGGGAUCCGGAACGGAUCCUUCGGCUCCUACACGAGCGGAGAUAUCGCUGAAGGAUGCUCGGUUUACAUCUACAACAACGACAACUGCGACUCGGAAGGAAUCAUUGAUAUCUUGACGAGCGCCGACCCCAGUGGUUGCUUGCAGCCGCAGCUUGAGGUUUCGGGGUCGGCCAGCUUCAAGGCGGAAUGCGAUUAG
Messenger RNA from Colletotrichum karsti, 396 nucleotides. RefSeq lists its product as uncharacterized. The record is from RefSeq and is a predicted model, not a curated record. NCBI's taxonomy places the organism in Eukaryota, Fungi, Ascomycota, Sordariomycetes, Glomerellales, Glomerellaceae. The transcript has a single exon. The coding region runs from base 1 to 396 and encodes 131 amino acids.